AUAUUAUUUUGGUAUAACUUGUGCCAAACGGCAAAAAUUUGAAGCACAAUAAUUACGUGUUAACUUGUAAGCGAAGUGUUUUGUUGAUAAGCGAACGCACGUAGUCGAAAGAACAAAUUGAAUCAUUUCAUGUGUCAUUUAAUGCACCAGCAACAAGUGGUACCCCCACAAACAACACCAGCAAAAACAACAACAACAACAGCGAAGUGAACAACGCCAAACCAAAAUUAAGAACAUGUCGCGGCAUGAGAAAUCGAAGUCGGUGGGCGGAGGUCUGCUGGAGAGCUGGUUCGGUCGCCCCUCGAAACCGAAGGGUAGUGGCAACUACAACAGCAACUCGCUGCCACACGGAGCCAGCGGUCGACCCGCCUCCACGGACAACGAUGGCGCCUGCAUCGGUGUCGAUGACCUGGAACGGCAAGUUCAGGAGAUGAGCGAGACGCAAUUGAAUGCCAGAUUUCAGGAGAUACUCGAGGAUAUGAACAUACCGAAGGACAAGCGAGAACCGUUGCUCAGCAAACCCAUCGAGGAGCGCCAGAAAAUGGUAUUCAUGCACAUGCGAGGCAAGAAUUCACUGGAGCGGAACGCGAACUCUCGUUUCGAGAAGCCCAUCGAUUACAUUGAGUACCUGCAGAAUGGCGAGCAUAGCGAGCACAAGGUAUUCCUGUGCGUGGAAUCCUUGCGUGUGGCACUCACCAGCAAUACGAUAUCAUGGAUCAAGGAUUUCGGUGAGGCGGGCAUCGGCGAAAUUGCGAAACUGUUGUUGCGUGCGAAAAAGGAUCGCAGCUAUGAUCGGAUUGAGUGCGAGGCAAUACGUUGCCUCAAGGCCAUCAUGAAUAAUACGUGGGGAUUGAAUGUGGUCCUCACACCCGAUCAGCACAUUGUCGUCCUACAGCUGGCCGAAUGCCUCGAUCCCCGGAAGCCGCAAGCGAUGUGUGAGGCCCUCAAGCUGCUUGCCUCCUUUUGCAUUGUCUACGAACGCAAUGGCUACGAGAAGGUGCUGAAAGCAAUAACCGCAAUUGCGGCGAGAUCGUAUAAGUCUGCGGAACGCUUUAGACCCAUUGUCGAUGCACUGUUCCUACCCGAGAAACAGGAUCCGAAGCGAGAGCUCGCCUGUGACAGUCUCAUCUUCAUCAAUACCCUAACGAAUACGCCAACCGAUCUGAAUUUCCGUCUGCAUCUGCGCUGUGAGAUAAUGCGAAUGGGUCUGUACGAUAAGAUGGAGGAGUUCAAGGCGAUUGUCAAUGGCAGCAAUAAUGAGGCACUGCAACAGCAUUUCAAGAUCUUUAUGGAGAUACGCGAAGAUGACUUCGAGGAGUUUGUGCAGCGUUUCGAUAAUGUCACCUUCAACAUGGACGAUGCCCAGGACUGUUUCGAUGUGCUCAAGAAUCUGGUGACGGACACCACAUCGGAACCCUAUUUUCUAUCAAUAUUACAGCAUUUGCUGUAUAUACGAGAUGAUUUCUAUUUUCGGCCUGCUUAUUAUCAACUGAUUGAGGAGUGCAUCGCACAGAUUGUCUUCCACAAGGGUUAUUGUGAUCCGAAUUUUGAGAAUCGUGAUUUUAAGAUCGACACCUCGCUGCUGCUCGACGAUAUUGUGGAGAAAGCGAAGGCCAAAGAGACGCAACGUUCCGAGGAGUACGAGAAGAAGAUCGAGGCACUCGAGAGCGCCAAGCAGGAGGCCGAGGCGAAAGCGGCCCAUCUCGAGGAGAAGGUCAAGCUAAUGGAGGCGAACGGUGUGGCGGCCCCGUCACCCAAUAAAUUGCCCAAACUCAAUAUACCGAUGCCACCACCACCACCAGGUGGUGCAAUGCCACCGCCGCCACCACCACCACCAAUGCCUGGCAUGGGCGGCCCAAGACCGCCGCCACCGCCACCAAUGCCGGGCAUGGGCGGUGGUCCACCACCGCCACCACCUAUGCCCGGUCGGGGUGGAGGUCCGCCACCGCCACCAAUGCCGGGCAUGAUACGGCCAGGCGGUCCACCACCACCGCCCAUGAUGAUGAUGCCGAUGGUACCGGUGCUGCCGCACGGCCUCAAGCCCAAAAAGAAAUGGGAGGCCAAUAAUCCGAUGAAGCGCGCCAAUUGGAAGGCAAUUGUGCCAGCAAAAAUGUCGGAGAAUGCGUUCUGGGUCAAAUGUGAGGAGGAUAAGUUGGCCUCCGAUGAUUUCCUCCAAGAGUUGGCCAUUAAAUUCUCCUCAAAACCGGUGAAGAAAGAUAACCAGAAAGAUUCGGUUGAUAAGCCAACAACGCUGUCCAAAAAGAAUGUCGAUUUGCGCGUUCUCGAUUCGAAGUCGGCACAGAAUCUGGCCAUUCUGCUUGGUGGCUCACUCAAGCAUCUGUCAUAUGAACAGAUCAAAAUCUGUCUGCUACGCUGUGAUACCGACAUCCUAUCCACCAAUAUACUGACGAAUCUGAUACAAUAUCUGCCGCCGCCGGAACAACUGAAGCGUCUGCAGGAGAUCAAGGCCAAUGGUGAACCGCUGCCGCCCAUCGAGCAAUUUGCGGCGACAAUAGGUGAAAUCAAACGGUUAUCGCCGCGCCUGCACAAUCUGAACUUUAAGCUUAACUAUGCGGACAUGGUGCAGGAUAUCAAGCCGGAUAUUGUUGCCGGCACAGCGGCUUGCGAGGAGAUACGCAACAGCAAGAAAUUCUCCAAGAUACUGGAGCUUAUACUGCUGCUGGGCAACUAUAUGAACUCGGGCUCCAAGAACGAGGCGGCCUUCGGCUUUGAGAUAUCCUAUCUGACGAAAUUGAGCAACACCAAGGAUACGGACAAUAAGCAAACAUUGCUCCACUAUCUGGCCGAUCUGGUCGAGAAGAAGUUCCCCGAUGCGCUCAACUUCUACGACGAUUUGUCGCAUGUGAACAAAGCGUCGCGGGUCAACAUGGAUGCCAUACAGAAGGCGAUGCGACAAAUGAAUGUGUCUGUCAAAAAUCUGGAAACGGAUCUGCAAAACAAUAAAGUGCCGCAGUGCGAUGAUGACAAGUUCUGUGAGGUGAUGGGCAAAUUUGCCACAGACUGUCGCCAGCAGGUGGAUGUGCUGGGCAAGAUGCAAGUGCAAAUGGAAAAGUUGUUCAAGGACCUGAGCGAGUAUUAUGCCUUCGAUCCGGCCAAAUACACCAUGGAGGAGUUCUUUGCCGAUAUCAAGACGUUCAAGGAUGCCUUCCAGGCGGCGCAUAAUGAUAAUGUGCGCUUGCGCGAGGAGCUGGAGAAGAAGCGACGCAUGCAGGAGGCGCGUGAACAGUCGCAACGGGAGCAAAUGGAGCGACAGCAGCGCAAGAAAGCCGUCGUUGACAUGGAUGCCGCCCAGACACAGGAGGGCGUCAUGGACAGUCUGAUGGAGGCACUGCAAACGGGCUCGGCCUUCGGCCAGCGGAAUAGACAACCACGCCGGCAGCGACCCGCAGGCGCAGAGAGGCGGGCUCAACUAAGUCGAAGUCGAUCGAGGACGAGGGUCAACAAUGGCCAGCUAAUGACGCGGGAGAUGAUACUGAACGAGGUGCUCGGCUCAGCGUAGGAGAUGCGAGCAAAUCUCUGCUCCAGUAGUGUACAUAUAUAAAUAGACAUAUAUAUAUAUAUAUACAUACAUCUAUAUAGUGGAGAUUAACAUUUUUGGUAUAUGUUGCUAUCAUCAUCAUCAAGUGGAGCUAAUUUUUGUGAGACCAGCCCAACUAAUUUACCAGCUGCAAAGUUCCAGAAUAACACUAACAAUUUAUAUACACAAUUAUAUUUUUGAUACGCUUUUUAUUAAACAAU
This is a messenger RNA of Drosophila grimshawi, 3759 nucleotides long. RefSeq names its product protein diaphanous (gene dia). Gene Ontology annotation, cellular component: cytoplasm; actin filament. NCBI's taxonomy places the organism in Eukaryota, Metazoa, Arthropoda, Insecta, Diptera, Drosophilidae. Gene Ontology annotation, molecular function: microtubule binding; actin binding; small GTPase binding. The transcript is spliced from 5 exons. Gene Ontology annotation, biological process: actin filament polymerization; actin cytoskeleton organization. The coding region runs from base 236 to 3520 and encodes 1094 amino acids. The record is from RefSeq and is a predicted model, not a curated record.